CGGACGGAGGAGGUAUAAGAGAGCUGAACUGUGUGUGUGUCUUCAGACUGUCACCAUGAUACUCACUCUGGCCCUCCUGCUGCUUCAGGUGGCGUAUGUGUUUGGAUGUGGUGCACCUGCUGUCAAGCCUGAUGUCAACAGGGUGGUGAAUGGAGAGGAUGCUCGCCCCCAUAGCUGGCCUUGGCAGAUCUCCCUGCAGGUGAAGCACGGCAGCCGUUUCCAUCACACUUGCGGAGGGACUCUGAUUGGACCUCGCUGGGUGCUGACGGCUGGACACUGCAUCGGGCCAGGAGACGUGUACCGUGUGGUGUUGGGAGAGCAUGACAUGAGCCAGCAGGAGGGCACUGAACAGAUCAGAGACAUUCUGCGCAUCAUCGUACACCCGAUGUGGGACAUUGAUUUUGUGGCUGAUGGCAAUGAUCUUGCCCUGCUGAAACUGGAUAAGAGCCCCGUCAUGAAUGACAGCGUUGGCGUAGCUUGUCUUCCAGAGGCUGGAGAGAUCCCCGUCCAUGGAGCACCGUGUUACAUCUCUGGCUGGGGGAACCUUUACACCCACGGCCCCAUGCCCGAUAAGCUGCAGCAGGCCUUGCUGCCGGUGGUGGAGCAUGCCGUGUGCAGUCGCAGCGACUGGUGGGGCAUCCACGUCAAGAGCACCAUGAUCUGUGCCGGAGGAGACGCCAUAUCCGGAUGCAACGGAGACUCCGGCGGUCCUCUCAACUGUUUGGGUCGGGACGGUCGCUGGUACGUCCAGGGCGUCACCAGCUUCGUGUCCUCUCGAGUCUGCAAUGAAGUGAAGAAACCCACCGUCUUCACCCGCACCUCCGCCUUCACCGACUGGCUCAGUGAUGUCAUGCUGCGAUACUGAGGGACAACUGGACUCCAAUGGAUCAACAAUGAAUCCCGAUAUUUUCUCUGUUCAUUGUUUCAUAACAGGGUCUGAAAAGAUACAAUUUAGGACAAUAAACCUUUGUCUUUUAUCA
Messenger RNA from Anarrhichthys ocellatus (wolf-eel), 980 nucleotides. RefSeq names its product proproteinase E-like. The transcript has 8 exons. Gene Ontology annotation, biological process: proteolysis. NCBI's taxonomy places the organism in Eukaryota, Metazoa, Chordata, Actinopteri, Perciformes, Anarhichadidae. Gene Ontology annotation, molecular function: serine-type endopeptidase activity. Bases 56 to 865 code for a protein of 269 amino acids. The record is from RefSeq and is a predicted model, not a curated record.